CUCGCAGAGCAACCAUGACUUCAAUCGAGGGGAAACGUGGUCCUCUGCAGUCGCAAGGAAAAUCGAAACCAGUCCGGCUGGGCCUUUCAGGUCUUCCUCCUCGCUGGCCUUGCGGGAAGAAAGGAUGUUCACCGGCCUUGAGAGGAAGAGACUCCCCCUCCGGGAUCCGCCUUGAAAGGAGGAAAUCCCUCAGUCCGUGUCUUCUUUCUCCUCCGUCGGUUCCUUCCCUUCGCGACAUGAAGCUCCUGAAUUUUCUGUGCUGCAUCCUGGUGGCGCUGAUGGGUCUGUUCGCCUACAGCGAAGCGCAGAGCGCGAAGUCCCUCUUCGGCUACCGCCCUCACGGUCCUCCCGGGCUGGGCAGCCUCCGCAAUUUCGCCCGGCUCCACCACGGCCAGCAUCACGGUCCCAAGAAGGGGAUCAUUCCUUGAGGAUGUGCUCAUCCGCUAGGGGGUCCCGUGGAUUGUUCUCACAGCCCUUUGGAAUUCAUUCGAGCGGAUUCUCUCUGUGCUGCAAUGAAUGCGCCUUUCACGUGCUUUCUGUCAUAGUUUUAAGCUUUCAUUUCACUUUUUAAAAACAAUUUACUGCUUCACUUUCCUUGUCGACAUUCGUAAUGAAAAACAC
Molecule: messenger RNA, 621 nt
Organism: Darwinula stevensoni
Lineage: Eukaryota; Metazoa; Arthropoda; Ostracoda; Podocopida; Darwinulidae
Source: the annotation of a GenBank genome assembly